AUGAACAUCUUCCGACUCUCUGCCGAUCUCGCCCAUUUGGUCGCCAUCGUCAUUCUACUCCACAAAAUAUGGAAGUCUAGAAGUUGCGAGGGAUUAUCUGGCCGAUCUCAAGUCUUAUUUGCUAUUGUUUUUGUGUCUCGUUAUUUGGAUCUAUUUACCAAUUUCAUUUCUGUCUACAAUACUGUGAUGAAGGUGUUCUUCCUCGCUACUUCCAUUGGAACUGUGUAUUUGAUGUGGAUUAAAUUCAAGGCAACUUAUGACAGAAAUAAUGAUUCUCUACGUAUAGAGUUUUUGGUAAUUCCUGCUGCCAUCCUAGCUCUCUUGGUAAACCACGAAUUCACAUUCAUGGAGAUAAUGUGGACAUUUUCUAUUUAUCUUGAAUCAGUUGCCAUUAUGCCGCAACUUUUCAUGCUCUCGCGUACUGGUAAUGCUGAAACAAUCACCGCUCACUACCUGUUCGCUCUUGGAUCCUACCGUGCACUUUACAUUGUCAACUGGGUCUUCAGAUACUACACCGAGAACUUCUUCGAUCCUAUCGCCGUGGUUGCUGGAAUUGUGCAAACUGUUCUUUAUGCUGACUUCUUCUAUCUCUACGUGACGAGGGUUUUGCAAUCGAAUCGUCAAUUUGAAAUGCCUGCAUAA
Ostertagia ostertagi is the source of this 642-nucleotide messenger RNA. NCBI's taxonomy places the organism in Eukaryota, Metazoa, Nematoda, Chromadorea, Rhabditida, Trichostrongylidae. The record is from the annotation of a GenBank genome assembly.